Molecule: messenger RNA, 285 nt
Organism: Entamoeba invadens IP1
Lineage: Eukaryota; Evosea; Mastigamoebida; Endamoebidae
Product: WD domain containing protein
Exons: 1
Molecular function (GO): protein binding
Source: RefSeq, a predicted model, not a curated record
UUUGGGGAGAAACAGAACACCUGUCCUUACAAGACAAUAUCAGUCGGGCCUGAUGUGACUUCUGCGUGUGUACAUGAAGAAGCGCCUUAUUUCGCUGUUGGGACUGUUAACAACCACGUCAAAGUGUUUAACGUGAUCACGGGAGAGGUCUGGCAACACGUCAAAAUGUAUGAAAACUUCUUGCGAAUUAAGUCGACUGCUGCGAGUUUUGUGACGUUCCCAAGCUAUGAUUUUGGGUUGGCGGUUGUUGCUGGGAAUUCGGUUGUUAUGUACUCUUUGAAUUGA